AUGGAUCAGUUGAUAAAAUUUAUUGUAUACAACAAAACACCAGAAAGUCGAAAUAAUUUAAACUACGAAGCGAUGAGAAUGCGAAAAAGAGAAAAGAUGUUAUCUCCUGAUGGGGAAUUCGAUAAGAGGCUUUUACUUUUAUCACCGGAUUUGGAGAGAAUGUAUGAAGAGCGGGUACUCUACGCCAGAAAUAAAUUUCUCACCACUUCUAAGCCGGCUGUGACAGGCGGAAAGCCCAUAACAGAGGAACUUGCUAUCGAACUACGGGUUACAACAUUCGGAACUUCUACCUGUCCACCUCGUGGUGAAUGGAUAAAGUCACCGCUAAUUAUGAGACCCCCAGACCAGCCUCUGUCUUAUGGCCUGACCGCACCUCGUAAUGGCGCUAGAUCCUUACUGUCUGGACUACAGGCCCACAUUAUUAAAUGGCUUCUUUUCGACUCGCGGCCUUUGACAAAGGAUAAUAAGUCAAAGGAACCUCCUGAAAGUUAUCUCCGUCCCUCUGAAGAGCGACAGGAAGAAGCACUUUGGCGAGCUUGUAGUGAAGUGAUUUGGCGUUGCGGUGGAGGAUUCAACACUCAAAAUACAUCGGACACCAAGGUUGUAGUAGCUCUACCCACUGAUAUCACAUACGUCCAGCAUAGCGCCCAAUAUUAUCAGGAUGGCAUAACGGAGAAGCUGCAUUUAUUUGAAUUCAACAGUCUAGAAGAUUUGCAGAUUUUUAUUAAGCGUUAUAUGUACGUGUUCCAAUCAGAAGAAGGAGCUGGCGCCUUAUUGCUGUUGUAUGCUGCCGUGUUGUCAAGGGGCUGCGAUAAUAUCCUGAAGGAUCUUGACGGUAAGCUGAAUUACUUGGUUUCAACGCAAGUGGAGGGAUCGAUUAAUGUUACCAUGCUUUUACUGACGGGAAGGGCUACACCGUACCUUCACAAUGGCGUAAUGUACGUUGGCGAUGAGGAUCAUUAUGCUAUGCCCCAGUACGGCGUGCUAUCCCGCAGUUCAGUGGGCCUUCUGGUGUGGUAUGGAGGAGACGACAAUAGUUCAAACAUUGUCAUCAAACAACAUCCAGGGUCCAGACUAAAAACUCCAGCGUUACCAAUUUGGGUGACUUGUUGUUCUGGACAUUAUGGAGUGUUCGACAUCCACUAUUAUACUUGCGGUGGGUGCCACGUGCUUCUCAACGUCGAUACCAGGACACAUGAAGAUGAAGCCUGCGGUAUUAGAAACGAUGACAUCAGUGCUACUCCACUGGAAAAACUAAUACACACAAAGUGGCAAGAUGCGAAGAUUACUUGGACGGGUGUUGUACCACAUUUCGGGGAAUCUCCAAAGUAG
Molecule: messenger RNA, 1332 nt
Organism: Parnassius mnemosyne (clouded apollo)
Lineage: Eukaryota; Metazoa; Arthropoda; Insecta; Lepidoptera; Papilionidae
Source: the annotation of a GenBank genome assembly